AUGGCCCUGAUUCGUAAUCAGUGGGGUAUUUUCCGAUACCUCUCGGAAGUCUUUACCGAACCCUCUCCUAUAAAAGGGCAACCAGAAGGUUCAAUUUCCACAAUGAUCUCCACAGCUGUUCUUGCGAGUCUUCUUGCUGUGGUUCAGGCUCUUCCAGCUAGUGACAUGCUGGUGGAAGUAAGUCCCAGAUAUGCUUAUUCGCAGUUUACAUUUCCUCCAAAUGCUGCUCCAACUUAUGCCAAAGGUCUCCCAAAACCCUCCACUGUUACAAAUUAUGGUCCUCAUUACACUGAAGUUUCACAUUUACUUGGGGAUUUGAAGACAACUACCUGGGGUAACUGGAACCCUAAUGCUACCGCUACUGCUACUGACAAAGACGAUCCAUAUGGCCAGUACGCUUGGAGUCAAUUGUGGGAAAAUGUUGCACUCAAAAACUUUACCAGCACGGGGAUCUACUCUACUACUGUGGACCCUACUCCUGUUCCUUCAGAAUCACUUGUGCUUCCUCCACCGGAUGUUUUCAGUUUUGACGAUAAUUUGAAAUUUCCACUGGAUUUUGUCUUUGGAGUUGCUGGUUCUGCAGCGCAAAUAGAAGGUGCAAUUGCAAUGGAAGGAAGAUCUCCAACCAUCAUGGAGGUUCUUGUUCGUGAUAGUCGUCCUAAAGACUAUGUUACAAACGAAAACUAUUAUUUGUACAAGCAGGAUUUACUUCGUUUGGCACAAAUGGGUGUGAAAACUUAUUCGUUCUCCAUUCCUUGGACAAGAAUUCUUCCUUUCGUGACGCCAGGAACCCCAGUGAACAAGCAAGGCAUAGAUCAUUACGAUGAUCUCAUCAAUUACUGUUUGGAGUUGGGCAUCCAGCCCAUGGUUACCCUCACCCAUUUUGAUUCUCCAGUUCAAUUUUUGGGUGGAAAAGUGCCUCUUGCUACCGACUACCCUCUUAAUUUCUAUGCUGGGUAUGCGAACGAUACCUUUGUGGAAGCUUUCGUCAACUAUGGAAAAAUCGUCAUGUCUCACUUUGCUGAUCGAGUAGGUCUUUUCGUCACCUUCAACGAACCAUAUUUGUAUGCUGGAUACCCAUUAGGAGUCAAGAACGUGGUUACGGCUCACGCUGCAUUGUAUGACUUUUACCAUAAUGAACUUAAAGGAUGUGGAAAGGUUGGUAUAAAAUUUAAUGACAAUUUUGGAGUUCCUAAAAAUGCCACAGAUCCACAAGAUGUUGCUGCCGCCAAUAGAUUCCAGGAUUUCCAGCUUGGCAGUUUUGCCAAUCCUUUGUUCCUUGGCCAGGACUACCCAGAAGCAUGGAAAAGCACUUUUUCUAACGAGACGGAAAUUUUCUUCUCUGCUGAGGAACUCAAAAAUGUCAGUAAGAAAGUGGAUUUCCUUGGCAUUGACCCAUAUACUUAUACGGUAGUUACUCCUCCAGAGGAAGGAAUUGCUGCUUGUCAGGCAAACACCAGCCAUUCUCUCUGGCCACUUUGUGUGAAUGAAACUCAGACGAGAGAAGAUGGGUGGAAAAUGGGGUACCGUUCGGAAUCUUACGUUUAUACCACUCCAGUGGAAUUUCGCCAGUACCUCAAUUAUCUUUGGAACACUUUCAAGGCACCAGUAUUUGUCACUGAAUAUGGAUUCCCCGAGUGGAAAGAGACCGAGAAGGAACUAGGAGAUCAGUUGUUUGACCAAGCCAGAUCUAUCUACUACAGGCUGUAUUUGGAUGCUAUGUUGAAAGCUAUUCAUGAAGAUAAAGUGGAGGUCAUGGGUUCAUUGGCGUGGUCGUUCCAGGACAACUGGGAGUUUGGCAGUGCAGACCAAUUGUUUGGAAUGCAAGUCGUCAAUACCACCACUCAAGAACGGUUCUUCAAGAAAAGUUUCUUUGAUUAUGUGAAAUUUUACCAAGACAGAAUUUAA
Meyerozyma guilliermondii ATCC 6260 is the source of this 1908-nucleotide messenger RNA. RefSeq names its product glycoside hydrolase family 1 protein. The transcript has a single exon. The coding region runs from base 1 to 1908 and encodes 635 amino acids. NCBI's taxonomy places the organism in Eukaryota, Fungi, Ascomycota, Pichiomycetes, Serinales, Debaryomycetaceae. Gene Ontology annotation, molecular function: beta-glucosidase activity. Gene Ontology annotation, biological process: carbohydrate metabolic process. The record is from RefSeq and is a predicted model, not a curated record.